This is a messenger RNA of Microthlaspi erraticum, 630 nucleotides long. NCBI's taxonomy places the organism in Eukaryota, Viridiplantae, Streptophyta, Magnoliopsida, Brassicales, Brassicaceae. The record is from the annotation of a GenBank genome assembly.
AUGAGAUGUUGGUUCAGAUCAGGUUUUGAGUUGCAGAGGACGCAGAAUAUCAUGCAGGAGUCCGCUAACAAGCAUCGACGUGAUUUAGAGUUUGAAGUGGGCGAUAAGGUGUUCCUGAAACUCAAACCGUAUAGACAGCAGACUGUGGUCAAACGUUUAUGCCCCAAGUUAGCCGCACGCUUCUUUGGCCCUUACACUGUGGUGGAACGAGUGGGAAAGGUGGCAUAUAAGUUGGAUUUGCCCCCCGGUUCUCAGAUUCAUCCAGUGUUCCAUGUUUCACAGCUUAAAAAGGCGAUAGGCAAUGAACAUGAGCUUGAACCAUUACCGGCGGCAGUCACGGAUCUGCGUACUGUGGACCUCGAACCGGAAGAAGUGUUGGCUAAAAGAUUUGAUCCUACGGGCCGUGUGGAGUUGUUGAUCAAAUGGAAGGGUCAACCGGAUCAUGAGAGCACUUGGGUUCACUCUGCAACGCUGUUUGAGCAGUUUCCGAAUGAUAAGCUUGAGGACAAGCUGGUUUUUAAAGGGGAGGGUAUUGAUAGAAUACAUCAGACGUAUUAUCACAAGAGAAAGAAGCUGCCACGUGUAUCGUUGACUGAGGAAGAAGAAGUCAACAGUCAAACUUCUAAUUGA